CAUUCUUCCCCUCUAAUCAGGAACUGAUUUAGAACUGUGACACCAGGUGGGUGCAAUCCAUCAUCAGAUAUAACAGAAAACCAGGAGCAGUCUGGCCCUUGUAGUGUAAGAUUUGAAUAACCCUGCUGUAAUUGCCUCCCUAGGCAGACGGGUUGCCUUCCACAUUAACAAUGUUCCCGUGCUGUUGUUGUAGUAGAGACAAAAGUGUUAUUUACAAAGCAGAGGUGUUCACUGGAGAAAUGCUGCACGCCGGCACCACGAACAGUAUCUAUAUACAUCUCCGUGGCACAAUGGAUUCAAGCCAUCGCAUCUGCCUCCCCAAAAGUAGAUUCAUUGGGGGCCACCGCCGAGGGGCUGUGAUAGAGCUUGAUGUAUUCUGUCCUUCCUCCCUGGGCCAUCUGGAGUUUGUGGUGCUGGAAUCAGAGCCGUACCUCCCAUUCUGCUUCCUCAACGAUGACUGGUUCUGCUCUAAAGUAGUGGUGACCACACCAGAGGGAGACACAGUCAACUUCCCCUGUUACCACUGGAUCUCAGGCAAUGAGCGGCUGAUGUUCAGGAGGCCACUGGUCAGUAAACUGAUAUUCAAUGAGACCUGGCCAGAGGCCAUAGAAGAGAGAAAGAAGGAGCUGCAGAGUCGGCAAAAGGUGUACCGCUGGAGUAUAUAUGCCGAGGGUCUACCCCAAAUAAUGGAAUGUGACAGUGCUUCUGAUCUCCCUGCUGAGGUCCGCUUCUCUUUCACCAAGGACUUGGAGUUCAAGUUCACAGCAGUCGAAGCGCCUAUGCUCUUAUUGUUGUCACUCAAACUAGAAACCCAUUCCACCAACAAGAAACAAUGGAAGAGCCUAGAUGAACUCAGUCACGUUUUCAAUGGACACAAGACUGACGUCUAUGAAUAUGUCGAAAAGAACUGGAAGGAGGACACAUUUUUUGGGUACCAGCUUCUGAACGGCAUCAACCCCAUGAUGAUCCAUCGCUGCUCCAAGCUUCCAGAGAACUUCCCCGUCACAGAAGACAUGGUGAAGGCUUCCCUUUUCGGAAAAAGCCUUGAAGCAGAAAUUCAGAAAGGCAACAUCUUCCUGGUUGACUACAAGCGUCUACAUGGAGUGACAGCAAACGUGAUCCACGGGAAACAGCACUUCUUGGCUGCUCCUCUCUGCUUGCUCUAUGUGACAGAAGAUAAGCUCAUGCCCAUCGCAAUCCAGCUGAAGCAGGAGCCUGGAGAAGACAACCCCAUCUUCCUUCCUACUGACUCUGAGUAUGACUGGCUUCUGGCCAAGAUCUUUGUGAGGAGCGCUGACUUCGCUGAACAUGAGCUGAACUUUCACCUGCUGAGGACUCACCUGCUGGCUGAGGUGUUCGCCGUGUCGACACUGCGUAACCUACCAAUGGUGCAUCCCAUCUACAAGCUCCUGAUCUCUCACUUCCGCUACACUCUGCAGAUCAACACGCUAGCUAGACAGGCCCUCAUAUCAGAGAAUGGGCUGUUCACAGAGAAUGCCAGUAUAGGAGGUCCAGGGAUGGUGGAGUUCCUGAAGAAAGCGAUGGCCUCAUUGACCUACAGCUCCCUCUGUAUGCCGGAGGACAUCACAGCACGUGGUCUGGAGUCAAUCCCCAACUUCUUCUACAGGGAAGAUGGACUCAGGUUGUGGGACAUCGUUCACAGGUUUGUUCACAAUGUGAUUGGUCACUACUACACCUGUGACUCAGACGUCCAGAAGGACUCUGAACUGCAGAACUGGAUCAAGGAGAUCUUCUUCCAUGGGUUCCUGGCAGAAACCAACACAGGUUACACUUUUCUCAUUUAA
Oncorhynchus keta (chum salmon) is the source of this 1805-nucleotide messenger RNA. Its product is annotated as hydroperoxide isomerase ALOXE3-like. The transcript has 13 exons. Gene Ontology annotation, molecular function: protein binding; iron ion binding; oxidoreductase activity, acting on single donors with incorporation of molecular oxygen, incorporation of two atoms of oxygen. Lineage: Eukaryota; Metazoa; Chordata; Actinopteri; Salmoniformes; Salmonidae. The coding region runs from base 171 to 1805 and encodes 544 amino acids. The record is from RefSeq and is a predicted model, not a curated record. Gene Ontology annotation, biological process: linoleic acid metabolic process; lipid oxidation.